Molecule: messenger RNA, 850 nt
Organism: Acanthamoeba castellanii str. Neff
Lineage: Eukaryota; Discosea; Longamoebia; Acanthamoebidae
Product: 3'5'cyclic nucleotide phosphodiesterase
Exons: 5
Biological process (GO): signal transduction
Molecular function (GO): 3',5'-cyclic-nucleotide phosphodiesterase activity
Source: RefSeq, a predicted model, not a curated record
AGCUGUUCACGGACUGACGGUGACGUCGCUGUUGCUCGCAGUGGAGCUUGUGACGCACCUGGAGAUCUUCGCGUUGCUGAUUUCCGCGAUCUGCCACGACUUUGAACAUCCGGGCCUCAACAACACGUUCCUGGCCAACACCUCCAACUCGCUUGCCCUCCGCUACAAUGACAGAUCCAUUCUGGAGAACCACCACUGCGCCAGGGCAUUCUUGUUGAUGAGAAAGCCCGAGACCGAGAUCCUGACCGGUCUCACGGACCUCGAAUACCGCGAGCUUAGGAAGAUCGUCGUCAACUGCAUCCUCUCCACCGACAUGCUCAAGCACGUCGAGAUCGUUACCAAGUGCGCAUCCCGUCCCGUCCCGUUCACGACGAUGGUGGACCAGUUCACGCGUGAAAAUAGGGAGCACAGGGCGCUGCUGCUGGAGAUCAUCCUCAAGUGCGCCGACAUCUCCAACCCCACCCGCCCGCCGCGUAUCGCCGCCUACUGGUCCCAGAUGGUCCAGGAGGAGUUCUUCGCCCAGGGAGACAAGGAGAAGGAGGAAGGCCUGCCCGUGUCGCCCUUCAUGGACCGGGACAACAGCCUGCCCGGCAAAAUGGUGGUCGGUUUCGUUGACUUCUUCGUCGCGCCCCUCUACGCUACCCUCGUCAAGUUGCUGCCCGGGAUGAAGUCCUGCCACGACCGUCUGCUCGACAACCGGGCACGAUUCGCGCUCCUGGCCCAGGAGGCCGAGGACAAGAAGAAGGCGGCCACCACCGCCGCCGCCGCUGCCGCAGCAAACCAGGGAGGCAGCGGCAGCCCGGCCACGCCCGCCAGCAGUCCUCCUAACGGCAGCGCCAAGGCUGAGUAG